AUGUACAAUUCUCAUAAGACAUUUGAUAUUCAACUUCAUGGGAUCCUUUUAUGGGCUUCAAUCGGAUUCUUGAUGCCGGUCGGGAUAUUAGCAAUGAGAAUAUCGAGCUGUUCGGACGGUAUACAUCCUUCGAGGCGCAAAAUCUUGUUCUACACUCACUCAAUUUCUCAGGUACUCUCCGUGCUAGCCGUUACCAUUGGAGCCGUUUUAUCCAUCAAAAAAUUCGAAAACACGUUCGAAAACAGUCAUCAAAGAAUAGGGCUCGCACUUUAUGCCGCUGUUUAUUUUCAGCUCGUGAUCGGAUGUAGGCGGCCUAAGAGGGGAACUACAAGUAGGCGAACGUGGUAUUUUUUGCACUGGCUACUCGGCACGACUAUAUGCUUAGUCGGGAUCUUGAAUACUUACACAGGCUUACAAGCGUACCGAAAAAAAACGUCGAAAAGCGCGACUCUUUGGGCAGUAGUUUUCACAGCACAAGUUUCAUUUAUGGUGAUUUUCUAUCUAUUUCAAGAUAAAUGGGAGUACAUUUUAAAGCAAGGGAUGAUUGCAAGUGAUAAUGGUGAUGGUGAACUCAACAACACUUCACCAGUUGAAUUGGAGAACCAAAUAAAGGAAGUAUUGAGUGAGCCAAGGAAAAGCAAUGCACUUGGGACUCAUUUCUUGAGAAGUAAUGCACUCAAUAAGCUAUUUCAAUUGACAUGAACUAUUUAAAAUUUGUAAAUAAAUAUAUUUAUUAUCAAUUUUUUUUCCUUCCUCAACAUAGUAGUUGUGAUGUGUAUGAGUAAGACCAUAGUUAGUCCAUAAUAAGGGCUUCAAGAUUGUUUUUUUUUUU
Molecule: messenger RNA, 832 nt
Organism: Striga asiatica
Lineage: Eukaryota; Viridiplantae; Streptophyta; Magnoliopsida; Lamiales; Orobanchaceae
Source: the annotation of a GenBank genome assembly